Messenger RNA from Helicoverpa zea (corn earworm), 1546 nucleotides. RefSeq names its product retinol dehydrogenase 13-like. The transcript has a single exon. The coding region runs from base 26 to 925 and encodes 299 amino acids. Lineage: Eukaryota; Metazoa; Arthropoda; Insecta; Lepidoptera; Noctuidae. The record is from RefSeq and is a predicted model, not a curated record.
GACUUCAGUGCGUUUAGUCCUGACAAUGCCGUGUAACACUGGCGUGAAACUGAACGGCAAAGUGGCUGUAGUGACUGGUGGCAGUUCUGGUAUGGGCUACGAAGCUGCAAAGAAUCUGGCUAACCAUGGAGCUAGAGUUAUCAUCGCAAGUAGAAACGCAGCUAAACUCGAAGAAGCUACUAAACAAAUAAUAUCAGAAACAGGCAAUCCUAAUGUUUCUUACAAAACUGUCGAUCUAGCAUCUCUAAGUUCAGUAAGGAAUUUAGCAAACGAAAUCAAUAUGGAAGAUAAAGUAAAUGUGUUAAUAAACAAUGCAGGAGCCGUUGCUUUACCCGAUAGUCUGACAGCAGAUGAUUUGAACCUCACAAUGCAAGUGAAUUACCUUGGAGCAUUCUUACUUACGUUUCUAUUGCUGCCGAAGUUACGAGCAUCAGCACCCAGCAGGAUCGUGAAUGGAGUGGCCGCGACGAUGUAUGUUGGUCAUAUUGAUUUCGACCACUGGAACGAUCUUGGACGAUACAAUGUUAUAACUGCAUUAGGGACAUCUAAGCUGGCAGUUGCUCUGUUUAGUGCAGAACUGGAUAAUAGAUUGAAGAAUACUGGAGUGACCGCUAAUAGCUUCGAUCCCUUCUUAGUGAAAGAUACGAAUUUACUCUCAAAUAUUCCACAAGGUUUACAAAACGUGUCUCAAUUCUUCCUCAACAUUGUUGGACAAAGGAAAGAAGAUGUGGGAGAGCAGAUAGCCUACUUGGCUGCUGCACCAGAGUUAGAAGGAGUUAGUGGAAAACUCUUCAAGUUUUGUCACGCGUUUCCUAAUCAUUGGCUUGUUCAUAACCGUCAGUUCACCAAGCGUCUGUGGGAGGAAUCCAAGAAAGCUGUGAAGAUAACUCAGAAGGAAGACUGGGAGAUGAGUAAUGCGGUCUAGGAUAGUAAGAAGUGCUCAACUGUUUUCAUGAAAUCAAGUAAGAGUGGACGUAGUCAUAACGUAGAUCUCUACAUCGAGUCAAAAUUUAAAUAGAAAUAAGAAAUGUAGGUGUAGUCAUUAUUUAAUCAUUUUGCUUUUCUAUUUAUAAUCCACGAAAUAAAUAAACGAAAAUUAUGUAUGAAAUAUUUUAUUCCAUAGGUAUUCACCGUUGAAAUUCAUUUUCUUCGUGCCAUGGGUUUUCUAAGUCUGUAACAAAGAAACAAUUUUUAUCAUUAGAAAUAAGGUUUUCUUUGUUGUCUAGUAGAAAUAAGGUUUUCAUAGUUGUCUAGAUUAGAACAGUAUAUUUUAAACAUAGGAUACCUGCUACGAGUUUGAAUCCUGUCAAGUUAUGAUUUUACAAAAUGUCAUUUCUUUAUAAUUUUCACUUGUUGUUUAAAUCUUGCUAAAAUUGUUGUUUGAUCUAUGUUACCUAUACCUGUAGAUAUUAUUUUCUUCAUUGUCAUAUCUUGCUGUAUUGCUGCAUCCUCGACAUUGUCAUUGUGUAUAUUAUGACCUUUUGUUUUUACGCCAUCGCCAUCUCCAUUAAUCAUAAUUACUUACUUUAUUCUUCUCGGAAGUAUA